ACGGUUAUAUCAGGCCUCAUGCCUCUAUGGUUCUUCAUAUUUUAGCACUUAUUAUUUUAUCUAAUGAAUUUAAACAUAAUAAUUGAGCUUUCAACUUCUUUAGGAUAAUAAAGUUUUGAAAUCUACUCCGAGUAUCGUUUAUAAAAGGCAAGCCGCAUACAGAAGAUGAGAAAUGCCUCGGACAGAGCUGAGUGCCCCUAUCAGUAAUCUCAUCAGUUUCAGUUCCCUCUUUCUGAGAGUUCUCUGCUACUCCUCAGGUAAACCUGUUUGCUUCUCGAGGAGAAACCGAUGGAUAUCUGAGGUUCUUCAACUUUAAACCUUUUCUUUUCCUUUUCCUUUUGUCACUAGCAUGUUCACAUCUAUCUUAUAGAUAUAUCCUAGUCUUUAAUUGAUUUGGUCUGUCAUUCAGCUCCUUAGUUUGAUACUAUAAAUAGUUAUGGAUCCUACGUUUUCUGGGUUGCCUGAUUUCAUAAACGAUGUCUUGAUCGAAGAUGACCAUGCAUUUUCACCCAAUUCCAAUCAAUACCCAGAUCUUUUAAACGAAAACGAAUUCAAUUUGCCCUCCCCGGACCUUAGAUUCCUUGAAAGUUCAUUGCUUUCACCUGACCUGGGUCACAUUGAUUUCGCUCCGCCGAUACCUGUGGCCCCAGCAGCAGAGCCAUAUGCUCUGUCGGCUGGAGAUACCAUGAGCACACCGUCCGUGGGUACGAGUCCGGGGGAAGACUCGUCAUCGGGCGACAGUGAGUUCUCGGAUACGGUUCUCAAGUUCAUAAGCCAGAUACUUACGGAAGAGAACAUAGAGGACAAACCCUGCCUGUUUUACGACCCUUUGGGUCUCCAAGUCACCGAGAAAUCGUUCUAUGAUGCUCUCAGUCAGAACAACCCUCCUUCCCCCAAACUUUACCGGGAAGAACCAACUUAUAUCAAUCUCAACUUGGGGAGCCCCGAUGAUGUUUUCUCUGCAAGCAGUGGUGGUGAUUAUGGUGUUAGUACGAGUUCUAGCACUAGCAAUAGCACUGAUCCACAGUGGGUCAGUGGUGUUGGGGAGUACAAGUCCUCUAUUUCACAAGCUGUUGAUCCUGGUGACUAUGUUUUCCAGCCCACUAAUGGAUCACAGUUUUUAGCCAAUCAGUCAAACAGCGUGACUAACAUGGGUGAUGGCAUGGAGUUUUUGGCUCAGAAUAUUUUUACUCAUGGUGAAUCUGCGUUGCAAUUUAGAAGAGGGUUAGAGGAAGCUAAUAAGUUCCUUCCUAGGGGCAAUCAGUUAGUUAUUGAUUUGGGGACUAGCAUGGUAUCACCAGAGUUGAAGGGAGAGGAUCAAAAGGUGGAGAAGGGUGAGAGAGAGAUUUCACCGGAUGGGUUGAGGGGAAGGAAGAAUCAUGAGAGGGAAGAUGUAGAUGUAGAAGUAGAAGAAGGGAGGAGUAACAAGCAGUCUGCUGUUUAUGUGGAAGAGAGUGAAUUAACAGAUAUGUUUGAUGAGGUGUUGCUUUCCACUGAAGCACUUUCUCUGCUAUGCGGUAACAAUAACAAUGAAGCUGAGCAGAAUGAAGCAAGCAAGGCAUCGCAGCCAAAUGGGCAGCCGCAAGGAGCUAAUGGUGGGAAGAGUCGUUCUAAGAAACAGGGCAAAAAGAAGGAAACGGUUGAUUUGAGGAUGCUUUUGAUUCUAUGUGCACAAGCUGUCUCAACAGGUGACAACAGAACUGCAAAUGAGUUACUGAAGCAGAUUAGGCAGCACUCUUCUCCUUACGGUGAUGGGUCUCAGAGGUUGGCCCAUUUCUUUGCUAAUGGCCUUGAGGCACGCUUGGCUGGCACUGGCACUGGAACUCAAAUGUUUUAUGGUUCCUUAAUUUCCAAAGGGAUCUCAACUUCUGAAAAAUUGAAAUCUUAUGCUGUUCAUCUUUCAUCCUCCCCUUUCAAGAGGAUGUCGCUAUUCUUUGCUAACAAAAUGAUUCUUAAAGUAGCAGAGAAAGCAACAAGUCUUCAUAUUAUAGACUUUGGUAUCGGAUAUGGUUUCCAUUGGCCACUUCUGAUCCAUAAGCUCUCAAAAAGAAUAGGAGGACCUCCCAAGCUACGUAUUACAGGGAUAGAGUUUCCCCAACCCGGAUUCCGUCCAACAGAGAGUAUUGAGGAGACUGGUCAACGCUUGGCUAAGUAUUGUGAGCGGUUUAAUGUUCCUUUUGAGUACCAUGUUCUAGCAUCACAGAACUGGGAGACUAUCCAAAUUGAGGAGCUCAAGAUUGAUAGGAAUGAGAUGCUUGCUGUGAAUUGUAUGUAUCGGUUUAAGAACCUACUUGAUGAGACAGUUGAAGAGACUAGUCCGAGGAAUGCGGUUUUGAAUUUAAUCAAGAGGAUAAAUCCCGAUGUUUUUGUCCAUGCUAUUGUUAAUGGAUCCUACAAUGCCCCCUUCUUUGUCACCCGGUUCAGAGAAGCACUCUAUCACUUCUCUUCAUUGUUUGACAUUUUUGAUGUUACUUUACCCCGUGAGAACCAACAGAGGUUGUUGUUUGAGAGAGAGUUCCUUGGGAGGGAGUGUAUGAAUAUUUUAGCAUGUGAGGGCUUACAGAGGGUGGAGAGGCCUGAGACUUGCAAGCAGUGGCAGGUUCGGACUAUAAGGUCUGGUUUCAGGCAGCUCCCAUUGGACGGAGAGCUGAUGAGCAUUUUCAGGUCUAAGAUGAAGGAAUGGUACCACAAGGAUUUUGUACUUGAUGAAGACAACCACUGGAUGCUUCAGGGAUGGAAGGGCCGUAUUCUCUAUGCUUCCUCUUGUUGGGUGCCGAAUUAGGAUUUUGUGAAAACUCAUAAUUGUGGGCAUAGCCGGCAAGUAUACUCGAGAUUGCUUCUGGUAAAGCGGCCUUUUUGAGAAGAAGCAUAGGGAAUUUUCUUGAUUAUAAUCACGCACUCGUCAUCAGAUGUUUGAUGCAUGUUAUAUUGAUUCUUAGACUUCCAUAUUGAUGAUGGUUGAAGACUUGUUGAUCCUAGGAUGAGGUGUCUUGUAAUUGGAAAUGGUGGUAGAACUAUGGACAGGACAAAGACUUGGAACAAACUGCAAAUACUGUUGAAGACGCUGUAAUGACCCUAAAACUCUACUGCUUGUUGGGACAAUUGUUGUAAAUAUGUUUGUUUCCACAUUACUGGAUGUUAUAGGAGGGCUUUGCCCUUCUUCUUUGUGCAUUUAGCUGGAAGUUGUGUUUGUUUCUUCAGAUGUACUAAAAGAAGGUAAAAUUUCAGAAUUUCAUGAUA
Messenger RNA from Alnus glutinosa, 3240 nucleotides. RefSeq names its product scarecrow-like protein 34. The transcript is spliced from 2 exons. Gene Ontology annotation, molecular function: DNA-binding transcription factor activity; sequence-specific DNA binding. The record is from RefSeq and is a predicted model, not a curated record. Gene Ontology annotation, biological process: regulation of DNA-templated transcription. Lineage: Eukaryota; Viridiplantae; Streptophyta; Magnoliopsida; Fagales; Betulaceae. Bases 437 to 2782 code for a protein of 781 amino acids. Gene Ontology annotation, cellular component: nucleus.